Messenger RNA from Bicyclus anynana (squinting bush brown), 3896 nucleotides. RefSeq names its product glutamate [NMDA] receptor subunit 1 (gene Nmdar1). The transcript has 17 exons. Gene Ontology annotation, cellular component: NMDA selective glutamate receptor complex; synapse; plasma membrane. The coding region runs from base 153 to 2948 and encodes 931 amino acids. Gene Ontology annotation, molecular function: NMDA glutamate receptor activity. NCBI's taxonomy places the organism in Eukaryota, Metazoa, Arthropoda, Insecta, Lepidoptera, Nymphalidae. The record is from RefSeq and is a predicted model, not a curated record. Gene Ontology annotation, biological process: ionotropic glutamate receptor signaling pathway; monoatomic ion transport; regulation of membrane potential.
CGCUGUUGUCAGGGCAACGCGAGAUAAGGCUCUAUCUUUCGUUACAGCCUCUGGACGGCUUACGUAACGAUGUUUUUUUACUUAAAAGUGGGUGAAAUAUUUUUGUAAAUUUUCUGUAUGAGAAAUUAAGGGAUAUUAUGACUUAAGAAACCAUGGUUUGGGUUCAUCUGCUCGUCGUAGCGGUUUGCUAUGGCAUAGUUUCAGCAGAUACAGACAGACGACACGUCACCAACCCGACUUACUACAAUGUGGGCGGCGUGCUUUCAAGCAACGAGUCUAUCGCGUUCUUCAAGGAUACCAUAUCGAAUCUCAACUUCAAAGACAAGUACGUUCCCCGUGGGGUGACGUAUCAUGACUACUCGAUACUGAUGGACCCCAACCCCAUAAAGACGGCGAUGAAUGUUUGCAAAGAUCUAAUCGGACAUAGAGUGUAUGCAGUGGUGGUAUCCCACCCGUUAACUGGAGACCUUUCUCCAGCGGCUGUCUCUUACACAAGCGGUUUCUACCACAUCCCAGUGAUAGGCAUUUCAUCUAGAGAUUCUGCUUUCUCUGAUAAGAACAUUCACGUGUCAUUCCUGAGGACGGUCCCGCCGUAUUCCCAUCAGGCUGAUGUGUGGGUGGACGUACUGAAACACUUCAAUUACAUGAAGGUCAUCGUCAUUCAUAGCUCCGAUACAGAUGGUAGAGCUAUUUUGGGAAGGUUUCAAACGACAUCCCAAAGCAUUGACGAAGAUGUCGACCGCAAGGUGAUGGUUGAACAAGUGAUCGAGUUUGAACCAGGGUUAGAGUCGUUUAUUGACAAACUUAUGGACAUGAAGACAGCACAGGCGAGAGUGUUUCUUAUGUAUGCCAGCACGACUGAUGCGGAUAUAAUAUUCCGCGAUGCAUCUUACUUGAAUAUGACAACGACUGGAUACGUGUGGAUUGUAACAGAGCAAGCAUUGGAUCCUGCAAAUGCUCCCGAGGGUCUUCUGGGUUUGAGACUCGUCAAUGCAACAAACGAGCAUGCACAUAUUCAAGAUUCUAUUUACGUUCUGGCUUCGGCGAUCCGCGAUAUGAAUACAUCAGAGGAAAUAUACGCUCCACCGUCGGACUGCGACAACUCGGGGUCUAUCUGGACCACCGGGAGGCUUUUGUUCGACUACAUACGUAGGCAGAAACUGGAGAAUGGUGCCACGGGGCAUGUUGCGUUCGAUGACCAUGGGGACAGGGUCCACGCGGAGUAUGACAUGGUGAAUGUGAGGGCCCAGGGAGAACAUGUUGCUGUUGGGAAAUACUUUUAUUCUAAAGAAACACAAAAGAUGCGUUUGGAACUGAAGGAGCAUGAGAUCAUAUGGAUGGGACGUAGCUCUUCUAAACCUGAAGGUUUCAUGAUACCGACUCAUCUCAAGGUUUUGACAAUAGAAGAAAAGCCAUUUGUCUAUGCACGUCGAGUGGACGACGAAAGUGAGUGCAACACCGCCGAGGAAAUCUUGUGUCCACAUUAUAACGCUAGUGAUGAAACCGACCAAUUGUACUGUUGCAAAGGCUUUUGUAUGGAUCUUCUAAAGGAGUUAGCGAAAGCGAUCAACUUCACCUACUCGUUAGCCCUUUCACCGGACGGCCAGUUCGGAAAUUAUAUCAUACGUAACUUCACGCAACCUGGGGCUAAAAAAGAAUGGACUGGACUUAUUGGUGAAUUAGUGUACGACCGUGCGGAUAUGAUCGUUGCUCCGUUGACCAUAAAUCCUGAACGAGCUGAGUUUAUUGACUUUAGCAAGCCUUUCAAAUAUCAAGGCAUCACUAUUUUGGAGAAAAAGCCAUCUCGCUCAUCGACCUUAGUGUCGUUCUUACAACCGUUUUCCAAUACUCUGUGGAUAUUAGUGAUGGUGUCGGUUCACGUGGUGGCGCUAGUGUUGUAUCUACUGGAUCGAUUUUCACCUUUUGGACGAUUCAAGCUCGCUAAUAUCGAUGGUACUGAAGAAGAUGCCUUGAAUCUCUCCAGUGCAAUAUGGUUUGCUUGGGGUGUUCUGUUAAAUAGCGGAAUUGGAGAAGGUACCCCUAGAAGUUUUUCGGCGCGUGUGCUUGGGAUGGUAUGGGCUGGCUUUGCUAUGAUCAUUGUAGCAUCUUACACAGCCAACCUGGCUGCGUUCCUGGUGCUUGAGAGACCGAAAACUAAACUCACAGGCAUCAACGAUGCUAGGCUUCGUAACACAAUGGAGAAUCUAACCUGUGCUACGGUAAAAGGGUCUGCUGUUGAUAUGUAUUUCCGGAGGCAAGUGGAACUAUCGAACAUGUAUCGCACUAUGGAAGCCAAUAACUACGAUAACGCGGAACAAGCUAUUCAGGAUGUUAAGAAUGGAAAGUUGAUGGCUUUCAUUUGGGACUCCUCAAGAUUAGAGUUCGAAGCGGCGCAGGACUGUGAGCUAGUAACGGCUGGAGAACUUUUUGGACGUUCUGGUUAUGGCGUUGGUUUACAAAAAGGAUCGCCUUGGUCUGACUUAGUUACGCUUGCCAUAUUAGAUUUUCAUGAAAGUGGCAUAAUGGAAGGAUUGGAUAAUAAAUGGAUUCUUCGUAAUAAUAUGCUGAAUUGUGAGGAAAACGAGAAAACACCCAACACAUUAGGCCUGAAAAACAUGGCCGGGGUGUUCAUUCUGGUGUUAGCUGGCAUUAUCGGGGGUAUAGUUCUCAUCGUGAUAGAGGUGGUGUACAAACGCCACCAGAUCCGUAAGCAGAAGAAGAUGGAGAUCGCGCGCCACGCGGCUGACAGGUGGCGCGGAGCCGUUGAGAAACGCAAAUCGUUGAGGGCGUCUAUUUUGCCGUCGCAGCGACGUGCGAAGUCGAAUGGUGUAAAAGAGACGGGAAGCAUCAGCUUGGCGGUGGAUAGAGGAGUGCGGCGGCGCGACGAGCCACGCGUGCCGCGGUACAUGCCCGCGUACACUCCUGACGUUUCACAUCUCGUUGUUUAAAUGUUCUUAAACUUUAAAAUUAUAAUUUAUAGCCACAAAUUAUGCGGCAUCUAUGUCACUGUUAUUAUCACUGUAAUGACCUACGCAAUUAUCGUUUUUUCAUUAUUUAUUAUGGAAAAGCUCAAAUAGGUAUUAUUUCGCGUAAUGCGCGUUUUGCGGUAUAUUUUGUCUAUACAGUUCUUUUUAAGAUUUCCUCAAAAUUUAUGAAGUAUUAAAGAAAUUAUUUUUUAUAUAUGCUGACAAGGAAAUAGAUAUACUAUAAUGGAAUUGCAAAUUAAGUGAUUUAUUAAUGUGUCUGUGGAAAGUGACGUAUUAUACGAGUACCAAGUGAGACUCAUGGCAAUUUCAUUUCGCCGGGCCCUAGAAAAUGGUAAUGGUAAUUUAUUUUAUAUCAAAUUACGUGUGCUCAAACCUCGCGGAAUGGGGGGCCUUUCGACCGUCGCUCGGCUCGUUGCAUUUUGCGAGCUUUGCCUCUAGUAUAGUUACGCCACUGUCUGUGGAUAUUUAUGAAAAAAAUAUAUACAGGUACUUACAUAAAAAAAUAGUAGAAAAUUGACAUUUGACUGUACAUUUGACCGGACUCAUUACGUAGAGGUCAUGGUUCGAUCCCCGCCCGCUGGAUUAUUGUCGUAAUCAAUAGUCUUUUUAGACUAGUUGGAGGGGAUUGCGAAUAUUGGUCAUAUUUCAAAAGAUAUAGCAAAUAUUUUUUAAUAGUAAUUUGUGUGUAGUGCAGCAGUGAGGAAUCAGUCUGUUACGGAAUUAAAUAUUAGAUAUAUAUAAAUUGAAUAUAAUUAUUAUAUAUAUUGCUAUGAAUAUGUAAUUUGUAAUAUGCUAUUCAAUGUUUUACAAUGUGGCGUGAAUGUAUAUAGAUAUAAUAAAUAUAAAUUAAGUAACACCAAAAUAACAACGAGAAAAUAAAAUUGAAUGAAAGAUACUUUUGUUUUUUUU